Gallus gallus (chicken) is the source of this 10434-nucleotide messenger RNA. It is a transcript of the gene UBAP1, whose product is annotated as ubiquitin associated protein 1. Gene Ontology annotation, cellular component: ESCRT I complex. Bases 2749 to 4296 code for a protein of 515 amino acids. The record is from RefSeq and is a predicted model, not a curated record. NCBI's taxonomy places the organism in Eukaryota, Metazoa, Chordata, Aves, Galliformes, Phasianidae. The transcript is spliced from 8 exons. Gene Ontology annotation, biological process: regulation of DNA-templated transcription; ubiquitin-dependent protein catabolic process via the multivesicular body sorting pathway. Gene Ontology annotation, molecular function: ubiquitin binding; DNA binding.
GGGCUGAGGGCAGCGUGUGGCUGUUGUCGAGCUUUCCUUCUGGUCAGUUGUUUUCUUGUGGUGCCUACAUUGUGAGAACCAUAAUAUUCAGUCCUCCCUCUGAUGUUAUAUAUCUGCUGUAUUCUCUGGAGUCUUUGCAGGCUGAAGAGCCGAAGUUUUGUUUACUGUAUGGGUGGUAGCCAUCCUUAUCUCACUUCAUGCUCAUUACCUAUUUCUGGAACAUUUCCAGUUAGCCGUUCCUCUUCUGAGUUGAAAAGAGAGCCAUAUCGUAUGCAUUUGAGAUGCAGACAUACCGUGGAUGUACAUCAUAGCCUAAGAAUACUUAACCUUUGUAGUUUUUAACUUCUUGAUAAUGCCUUGUGUGCUGUUAGCUCACGGUCACUCAGAGAAAAACAGUUAGCACUUUGAUGAAGAUAUUUAACAGAACUUGAGGGUUGUCCUUCUGAUUUUUGAUAGCCCAAAGUCUCUCAUUUUAAAAGGAAAGUUAGGAUUGUUUCCUCAUAAGUAAAAGAAAUAACAGUAGUUGGAAGCGAAUAAUUGCUUGAUGAAGUGUUAUUUCCUACAUCACUUAAAAUGCUAGACAAAACAAAACAAAAAAAAAAACACAGAAAAAAAUGGAAAAAUGCUGCCUCACUAGAGCAGAGGUAAGCAGGUGGACUCUGGCACUUUGCUUUACAACUGAUGUAGCUGUUGUUUGGGAUUUGAUAAAGAUACGGUUGUGUCAGAUGUAAGUAUUUUGGUGUGGAUAUUUGUAGGUGACAAGCACUGCCAAAUUACAAACAGCUCUUCCCUCAGACUGCAGUAUCUGUGCUACUGGUAGGAGGCAUUAGCGUCUCAAAACUUGUUACUGGGUGAGUAGGCUUUUGUAGGGACUUAGUGGGGAGGAAUCUACUUCAACUUGUGGUCAAGAGUGUGAAGGAAAAAGAAGAAGAGGUGGUUCUGCAGUUAACUACCUGCCUCAUCUUCCUUGCCUGGUCAUCCUUGGAGUGUGGAACUUUAUCAUAAUGCAGGCACUCCCAUAAGUGCUUACUUCCUUAGAGCUGGCCAUACAGACCUGACUUGUCUAAGUUGCUGCAAUAUUUUUUUUUUCAAGGAAAAGGGGAAAAAACAUUUUUUGAUACAGAACAGAGCUAUGUGCAUAGCUCUGUGUCAGCUGAGGAAGGUAUGUGUGGUAGUGGGCUGAUGUAUGCCAGGCCACGUGCUGUAUGCUCUGCGGGGGGUGUUUGUUUUCUGCAGUAUGGCAGUGGUGUUGUUGCUGGAUGACUUCAGUUUUUUUCUGUAAACACUGACUUGUAAUUUGUAAGUGAUACUUUGGAGCACCACUGGGAAUGAGUGACUUAAACCUUUUAGACAAUAUAGUGAUCCUAAGAAUAGGAGAAGAGAAAAUAUAAUCUUUCAACUUCGUUGUUGCUAGCUCGUGGAUUUGGUCUCAGAAGCAAAACUGAAAGUGAUUGCACCUUUUUCUUCUCACUGCUGGAUCUGGCCUGCAGUAUUUUUUUUCCUCUCGUGCGCAUGCAAUACAGAGCAAAGGAAUCAGGGCAGAAGUCACUUCUUUUAAGAGAAGGAGAUUUAACACAAGUAAAAUGGAAACUGAAACAAAGUUACCUGAAACAUCAUGCAGAAAGUAAGGAAGUCUUAAGUGUAAGAUAUAUGAAUGAAUAAUGAGUAAAUGUUAUUUUCUCUUAAAUAGAACUUCUAUUUUCAGAAUAUUUUAAUAUGUUGACCUGCUGUUCAGCUAUUUGUUAAUUUAUUUGUUAGUUGAUGGCUAGCAAAAAAACGAUUAGAAAUUAUUGAAGACGUGGAAGAGCUCCAUCUCCAUUGUUCUAAUAGUACCUUGCAGUGCUCAAUUGUUAUCUGAAAGACAAAAAUCUUUAGUUUGGAGAAGACAAGUCAGGUUUCUGGAGCAGCUCAGCAGGCCAUCUCAUCUAACAUUGUCACAUUGACAGCCUGAGCUAUUUAGCUGGUGGCAAAAGUACUGUAAUGCCACAGUAGGCACCACCUUACUUGUUUUUAAUUCCAUUAGCUUGUGGCUUCAUGUUGCUUACAUAAACUUUAGUGACUUUGGGGCAUUAAAUAUUCCUGACACUACCCUAUCUCCAUGUCAUAAGCUUUUUGUCAUCCGCUUGUUCCGUAUUUCACAGUUGGUAAUAGCAUGAAUAUUCUGAUAAACUGAUAUGUGAGAAAUUUAGUUCCACUUUCUAACAGGAACUGCUAUCCACCUUCUCUGGUAUUUUGUUUCUAACAUAAUUUCUUGCAGCCUUUCCCUCUGUAAAUUGCAGACCUGAAACUAUGAAAUCCUUACUUAAAGUAUCUUCAAUUAAAGGUAUUACUAUUUAAAAUGAUCAUUGUAAUUCAAAUCAAUGACAGUGUAAAAAUGGUUUCACGGAGCUAUAACUGAAAAGCUCUGGAAGAUGUUUUUGAAAACAGUUUUUCAGAGGAAAGGGAACGAGGGGUUGUUUACAAGUUAAAAAUAGCUUUCUGGUUUUAAAAAGUAGGUCUUCUAGGGUGUAUCAGGGGGUGAUUUAUUUUCUCUGUAUUAUCUGCUUGUUCUGGUAACAAGGAAGGCAGUACUAAUUAUCUAAUAUCAUGUACCACUCUACAGUCAAUCUCUGCCCUCGAGGGGAGAGAAGGCCUUGCAGAGAGAUCUUGACAAAUCAGAGCUGAGCGAUCUCCAACUGCAUGAAGUUCAACAAGAAUAACUGCCAGAUUCUGCACCUGGGAAGUGGCGGCCCUGACUGUAGGUUCUAAAUGGCUUCUAAGAAGUUGGGAUCCGACUCUCAUGGGCCUUUCAGCUAUCUUGAUGAUGUCCCAUUUAAGAUAGGAGACAAAUUUAAAACCCCUGCGAAGGUUGGAUUACCCAUUGGUUUCUGCAUGCCUGAUUCUUUUCAGCUUGUCAGAGAAGCCCAGUAUGACUUCUCCCUGGAAAAGAAAACAAUUGAGUGGGCUGAAGAUAUCAAAAAAAUUCAAGCUGCCCAGAAAGAAGCUGAACGCAAGGCUGAAGAAGCAAUAGCAAACUCAAAAGUGGCUCCAGAGGACAACAACAGAAUGGGGUUCUCAGAGGGACCUUGCCCUGAGGCCAUGCCUCCACCUAUUAACCCCAUACUCGCUAGUCUGCAGCACAAUAGUAUUCUUACUCCUACUCCAGCCAACAGCAGUGCUGUGAAGCAAAAAGUUCUUAGUCCACCUCAUCCAAAAGCAGAUUUCAACCCAGCUGAUUUCGAAUGUGAAGAAGACCCAUUUGACAAACUGGAAUUAAAAACUAUCGAUGAUAAGGAGGAGUUAAAAAACAUUCUUGAAAUUCAUGUUGGUACUACUGGGCCAGUUGUUGCCCAGCUGUUAGACAACAGCUUGCCCAAAGGAAGGUCUGAGUCUGUGUUACAAGAUCAGGAAGUUUUGGCAUCCAUAGAAAGGGCCGCGUUGGACCUCAAGCCCCUUCACAAACCCAAUGGCUUUAUCACUUUACCGCAACUGGGAAACUGUGAAAAGAUGUCCUUGUCUUCCAAAGUGUCUCUGUCCCCUAUCACUUCAGUGAGCAAUAUCAAAUCCCUGUCCUUUCCUAAACUUGACUCGGAUGAGAGUGAUCAAAAGUCAUCAAAGCUCAUGAGCACUUUUCACAGCACUAGUUGUCUCCGCAAUGGCACUUUUCUCAGCUCUUUGCAGGCCUGUGCUCAGAAUAAAGCUAGCGAACUGAAUGGACACCAUAUGGUUGACCUUUCUGCUGUAAACGAGGACAGUGGAAUGGAGAUGUCAACAUUAUCCUCUUCAUCCAGACUGCAGUCCCUGGCUUUGUCAACACUGUGUACAGAAGAGCAAAGCACAGUGACCACGGUACACCCAGACAAGGAGACAGAAGUCCCUGUGGUAACACACCAAAAUUUCCCAGUGUCUAAAGUGCCCAACAACACGACCUGUACAAAGCAGUCAGGUUUUCCGGAGUUACAGCAGGCUCUCUCUGCUAGCGAGAGGCAGUGUGUAGAGACAGUUGUCAACAUGGGCUAUUCACCUGAGAACGUCCUGAAAGCCAUGAAGAAGAAGGGGCAGAACAUUGACCAGGUUUUGGAUUACCUGUUUGCACAUGGACAGCUUUGUGAGAAGGGCUUUGAUCCACUUCUUGUUGAAGCAGCUUUGGAGAUGCACCAGUGUUCAGAGGAGAAGAUCACAGAACUUCUCCAACUAAUGAGUCAAUUUAAAGAAAUGGGCUUUGAACUUAAGGACAUUAAGGAGGUCUUAUUAUUACAUAACAAUGACCAACAAAAUGCUUUGGAAGAUCUAAUGGCCCGUGCAGAAGCCAGCUGAAAACACAUUCCUGAGUUCUUGGCGUGCAAUGGAACAGCCCCACCACCUUCACGUUCAGUGUGACUUGCUCUCAGCAAGGAGUCCAGUUUUUUGCAUACAUGGGAAAGUGACUGAGCAAGCCUGCCUGCGUGCAUCACUCCAGCAUUUCUCUUUUCACUGGGAGCCAACUUUCUUUCUUAAAUUAAAUUUUUGAAGUGUCCUUUCCUAAGUUUCCUUUUUCCAGCUUGGCCACGGAGAGUUUAGACUGCCCAGCCGCUACUGGAAUUGUAUAUAAUCAGAGACAGGAGUGGUCCUCCUCACUGUUGCACUGGAGUCGGACAGGGGAUUACUAAAUUUGUUCUGAAACAUAUAAUGCUUUGGUUCUUUGAAGCUGCUUUCUUGGUGUCUGCCUGUACUGAAUUACUUGACUGUGUCACAGUCCAGAUUAUCUGGUGAAAUUUGACCUUUAGUGCAAUGGAGUUUUAUUUUUUGGUUGAAAGUUAGCCUGUAACUUAGUGAAACACUGGUUUGGAAAUUGUCGCCAUGCAUUAAGAGAGAAGCUGUUCCUCUUGUUUCUUCUUUAACCUGCACAUCCAACACUUCUGCCAGACAUAAGUGUCCUAUGCUAAGUGGUUAUAAGUUCUCUAGAAGUAUUAUCCAGACCUGCAAUUUGUGGUGGUUCUUGAACCUGAAGGCAGAGAGCUGGGACUCAGUAUUCUUAAUUCCCCAGGCUUGUAGGAUAUUUAAGAAAAUGCUCUGCUAGGAAAUCAGUUAUCUUAUGUUUUAAAUAAUACUCAGUGUGAUGCAGGAGGUUUCUUUCAAGCACUUUCUUUAAAAUAAGCAUACUCACUGCAUUAGUUCCAUUUUUUACACUGCCAUAGAAUUACAUAAUAACACCUAGUACUAGAUAUCAGGUAAUCAUAGAAUCAUAAGAUAAGAAUUGCAGGGGACCUCUGGAGAUAGAGUCCAACUGCUUGCUAAAGCAGGUUCUCUACAGUAGGUUGCAUGGGAAAGUGUCCAGGUGGGUUUUGAAAUCUCCAGAGAAGGAGACUCCACCUCUCUGUGCAGCCUAUCGCAGUGCUCUGCCACACUCUUAAAUAAACAUUUGUGGAAUCCAUCCAACAACAAAAUGUCUGUUUCCUCAGAAAAAUGUGGAAGCACAGAAAGCAUGUUUUGAAAGGGCUUCUCCUACACUAGCUAUUUAAUAAGUAAGAAAAAUUUUUAUCACUUCUGUUCCUAGUGAAUUUACUCAGUUUUCCAGAAGGCAAAUCCUUUCAACGAGUAUUAGAGUAACUUGCAAGAAGCUGAAGUUCCAGAAAUACAAGCGUCAGCUCUGUACUUUUUCCUGGAGUUCCAAUGCUGCCUCUUAUUUCAGUACAGCCAGAUGAUAUCAGGAGCACUGCCUCUGCUGCUGGUUUUAACUCCUCUCUCGUUCCUUCUGGAGGACUUGCUGGAAGAGCUAAUGUGCGUACUGCUUUUGUGGUGACUGGUUGCUGUGGUGAUGCUGCCAAGCAUGUUCCUUGUUAUGUGAGAUUAUCUAAAAACACAGGAGGAUAAUACUCUGCAUCAUCUGGGAGUAGUGAAGAGAAAUCCAAACCUAUCAUAUCUGAGGAAAUGCUGGAUAUUGGAGGAUAAUGGAAUGGCUUGGGAUAGUCUGUUAACAGCGGAGGAAUAGCAGCAGUAUCAACUCUGGCGGACAAUAGUUUAUACAAGAGAACCCUCUUUGUUGGGCUUCGUUGUGUUUCCAACAAGAAUAUAUACUUCAUUUUGGCAGGAGGAUUUUCCACUUCAUCAAAAGAGUUUUUAGUUGUCAAGUCAGCGAUAUCAACUUUUUUCUUGUUUUCCUCAUUGCCCACCAUCUUGGAACAUGGUUUUGUAACAACACCAGAUCUUUCUGUUUUGGUGCGCUGUGGACUUCAGAUUAUCACACCACCCCUCUUAGGCCUCGUGUGCCACAAGGAACCAUCUUCUUGGAGUUUAAUCUCACCUACACCUGAGCAUUCAUCAAGGAUUUCUAUUAAGUGCCCAUCUAGUGUUAGGCUCUCAUAAGAUGCCUUUUUGUUGCAGAUGGAAUGGAUCCAGGUAGGCUUCUGAUAGAAUCAUUCAUUUGAAGAUGAAGAGUAGCAUCAAAACAUUGCAGGUGUGUGCAAGUAGGGAUUGACAGUCUCAUUUUUCACAGAGAGUACAUCAGAGAUGACAGUGAACUUGCCAGUCUGCAGUUAGGAUCCGUACUUAGUUCUUCUUUAAUUAGAGCUCUAGAAUAAUCAGGGUUUUGGAUACCUUUCACUUUUACCCUCUGCAAAAGCAUAGCUGAAGUGAGAUGACAUAUGAGAUACAGAGACAUUGAGUAAUUCUUUCCUAUUUCAGAAGCCCAGGAAAUAGAAAUCUAUUCUGGCACUGCUGACAACAGCCUAUCUAGAGAUGUUAUAUUCAAGGGGCAUCCAGAUUCCUUCUGUUUAAUUCCAUUUGGUGGAGCAUAUCCAGCAAUGGAAACAGCUUCCAAUUUACUUUAAUGCACAAACUGUUAGGGUAAUUAUCUUCUUGAGGGCAGUUUGUCUCUGCUUGCCAUAAUCUUAGCUGCACUUGGACUUAGUAAUCUCUUUUGUCCCCUGGAAAGAAGUCCCUGGAAAUACAAAUUUCUCUGACCUGCUGAGGUGUUAAAGCAAAGAGGAAAAACUAUUCUUGGAACCUCUGAAUACUGCUCUGUACUAAACUUGUAGGCUUGUUAAGUAGUAGUACAUCAAGCACAUUGUAAAAAGGCAGGCUUUUCAGCUGGAUGUCAGGAUGGGCAGGUGGGAUGGAAGGGGAUGGCUGCUGCAUCUCAAAGUGAGCCUUAGUGUCUUGCAGGAGCACGAAGGUGACAGGCAAGGAAGGAAACUGAGGUGUGACUAAAGCAGAAGGGAGUGGGUGAAUCCCAGCAAUAUCCCACACAGGGUCUGUGGGAGAGGAACUGCUGUCCAGAUGAAAAACAGCAGGUUUUAUAGCUGAUAAAUCCAAAAGUCCUUUGAUUGUCUACGGGUACCUACACCUAUAGAGUUCAUAGAAUCGUAAGGAUUGGAAGGAACCUUUGAAGCUGAUCUAGUUAUGCCCCCUGCUAAAGCAGGUUCCCUACAGUAGAUUGCACAGGAAAGUGUUCAGGCAGGUCUUGUGUAUCUCCAGAGCAGGAGACACCACAACUUCUCUGGGCAGCCUGUUCCAGUGCUCCACCACCCUCACAGUAAGAAAGUUCUUUCGCAUGUUUUUAUGGAACUUCUUGUGUUUUCGUUCAGGCUCAUUGCCCCUUUUCCUGUCACUGCCACUGUCACUAGGCACCACCAAAAAGAGCCAAGUCCCAUCCACUUGACACCUGCCCAUAGAUAUUUAUAAGCAUUGAUGAGAUUUUUCCCCCCCCAGUCUUCUUCUCCAGGCUGAACAGCCCCAGGUCUCUCAGCCUUUCCUCAUACAGGAGACGCUCCAGGCCCACAGCCAUCUCUGUGGCCCUCUGCUGGACUCUGAGUAGUUCCCUGUCUUGAAUUGGGCGCAGUACUCCAGAUGUGGCCUCACCAGGACAGAGAGGAGGAGGAUCACCUCCCUCAACCUCUGGCCACACUUCUUAAUGCACCCCAGAAUACCAUUGGCCACAAGGGCACACUGCUGAAUCAUGGCCUACCUGUUGUCCACCAUGUCCUUCUCUGCAGAGCUCCUCUCCAGCAGGUCAGGCCCUAACCUGUGCUGACGCAUGUGGUUAUUCCUCACCAGGUGUAGGACCUACUCUUGCUCUGGUUGAAUAUCAUCAGGUUCCUCUCUGCCCAACUCUCAGUCUGUCCAGGUCUCACUGAAUGGCAGCACAGCCUUCUGGUGUGUCAGCCACUCCUCCUGGCUUUGUAUCAUCAGCAAACUUGUUGAGGGUGGACUCUAUCCCUUCAUGCAGGCCACUGAUGAAGAUGUUGAACAAGACUGGAACCAGCACCAACUCUUGGGGAGUACCACUGGUUCCUGGAUUUUUAUCUGAACUGCUGGGCUGCAGCUGCUUUUCAGUAAGUGCAGUGCCCUCGUCAGGAGGUCAUUUCAGUCUGCUUUUAUUAUUCCCAACGAAGCCCAACAGUACUUGUAGUUCAGAAACAUAAAACCUAACACCAUAUUCUGCAGUUCCUUGAAAUCUGCUAUCUUCUGCACACUGAUAGAACCAAGUAUUAUGCUGUGCAUUGUUCAAGUUCUAAAUGCAUAAAAUAUCAGCAGUCUUGAGGAAUCUUUAAUUUGCUGAACAUUUUGAUUCUGCAGAAUAAUAAUAAAACCCUCAGAUGUAACUUCCAGUGUCAUGGUUCCCAUCUCUCAUGCUCUUUGACUUCAGCUGAUGAAGAACUUGCUGGAUCCUACAAGCCCUGGUCCUGCUUUCUCCUCUAGGCAUGCAUGGAUGUGGUCUGCUUUGGGCAGAGCUACCAGAGGUCUCCAGACAGGUGGGUGCAGAGGUAGAAGGUGCUUCUUUUUUCUGUGGCUUAUUUUUGUUUUAUUAAAAAAAAAAAAAAAAAAAAAACCUAACAAAAAAACUAACAAAAAAAAAAAAAAAACAAAAACACAAGCUUGGGGAUCAAAACUCAUGUUAGAACAUGGAGCUGGGAGUAUUGGACUCUGGGAGGGGAGGACAGCCCAGCUCCUUACCUCAACUCAUAUUUUUCAGUAGUAAAGUUUUUUAGUUCAUCAGGACUCUGAAGGGGAUUGCAUUGGUUUCCAUUAUUUUAUUAAAAUGCAUCUAAAACAUCUCAUCUGGAGUCAGUGUUAGGUCCUGGAAUUCUCCUAUGAGAUGCACGGUAUUAAUUACCUUUAUUUUAAACAGAAUGAUGUUGAAAUGUAGCUGGCAAGCAUCUAGGAGAUCUGGGGAUAGAUGAUGAGCAGGACCAGUGCAUGCUUCCAGUGCACUGUGUGCUGUAACACUGAGCCUCACCUCACCAGCUUCCAGCGAUGGGACUGAGAUCAAAAGUUGUGUAAGAAGGGCAUUCCAGCUUGAAGGGCCAACAACUAACUUCUAGUUUGGGGCUGCCACUGUGGGUUCAGGUAAGGGUGUCCAGCUCUGCUUCCCUGAUGCAAAAUAUGAUAGUUUGAAACAUGGAAAUAGUGUUGCUGAUAAGUCAGAAAAGCUGGAAAGCAGCAAAAAAAGUGCUUUACUGUUACUGCUGUGAGCAGUUGGCUGUGUUGCUUGUUUAGCUUCUCACAUCUAAUUCUGAACGGGUUCCUGUCUGGCAGUAGACAGUCCUGAACAGGCAAGAACCAUUGCUACUGAAGAAGCAAACUACUUAGAUCAAACAUCUAAAUAAAGUCAUCUCUCUGGUUAAUGUGUUUUUUCAGUCACUGGAACCACACUGUAAUAAUCACUUUGCUUAUAGAGGUGGUUUUUAAAAGUGAGAAUGGAGAUCUCAAUCUGUAGUAGUGAAAUAUGGAAAAUUAUACUUACAAAGCCCUUGUUACUUAUUAAGUCUUGUUAUCUAAGAGGAAAACCUAUGGGUGUUUUCCUGCAACGUUGCCCUUGCAUCUGUAGUGAGUUUUCUGGAUUUUGCAUCAUGGAGUGACUGAAGCUGGAAGUGUGUUCCUGGGGUGGCUGAUAGGGAAUAUAAGGGCAUAAUGUAAUGAGAUAUAGAUGUUUUCUGGUACUGUUAAGAACAAAGCUCAGUCUGGAAGUGCCAGGUUGUGAGGCUGGGUCUCUGAGAUCAGUGGAUUGAUUCACAUGCCUGGUAAAUGGCAUUCAGUGUUGUAACUUUGUCAGAGGUUCUUCUGCCUUUUGUGUUGGCUGCUGCUGAAUACUGAAAUCUGUGUGUCACGAUGAGAAAUGUGCAGACGAAGUCGAAACUGCAGAUUGUGCUUGGAACCAGAGCCCCUGCUGCCGUGAUGCUGCCUGCUGGCGCUCCUGGAGCUGACCAUGCGCCGUUAAGUUGUCCUUGUGCUGUAGUAGGCGAGUUGGUUCCUGGUUCUGAUGUGGGUUUUCUGUGUGACGCCUGGCUGGGCAGCUGUCCUUGCCCUCUGCCAGCUGGGCAGGCAGCUCGCCUCUGCUGAGAUGAUCUUUUACAAUCAAACAUUUUUACAGUCAUUUGGAUCAUGUCUACUUUAGAAAUUUUACCAGAAUUCUGUAGUAAACUGAAUUUUAUUUUAAAUGAUGUAAAUUAUUCAAAUAAAAUAUCAAGCAUCUGC